UCAAUGGGCUGGGUCUCAGGAGGAUAUAUUGCUGGAUCUACUUUGGGAUGGUGGCUUGAUAGUGCUUGAUGAUCAAAGAUGCACCAACAGUGGCCACUUUUAAAUCUAGACUCAAGACCAAACUGUUCUCAGAUGCUUUUCUUAAUUGAUCAAAUGCUGCACUUUACUGUCUUUUGAUUGUUUUUAUUAUCCUUUUAAUUUGUUUUUUCUUUUAACUUAUACUUUUAUAUUCUUUUAUUCCUUUUUUGUUUGAUUCAAGUUAUAGAAGAAAACUAGUAUAGACAUCAGGAUAAGGAGGAUGCACCACGAGACAGAGGUGGGGCUUUUCUAGUGAAAACGUAUUCCACCCUGCUGCACAAAGACCAGUGUGCAGUCGCAGCAGCAGUCUCUCCUCCACGCUGUGAGUGAGUGAGUGCACACAGCGACCUGCACAACAUCAUCGCCCCACUUUAAGGAACUUUUAAGCCCACCACAUUGCAUGAGCCUGCGUCCACCUUUACUGCUGUUUUCCUCCGGCCGUGUUCCCACUGUGGCUGUUCGGGCAGCAGAACCUCCUCCUCGGGACCAGUGAAGAGAGAAGAAGCUGCGGGAGUGGUCGGGGAAACUUUUUACCAUCAUGAGCUCGCAGACGGUCAACCUUGAUACCUACAGCCUGUCGUUGUACACGGCCAAAGAGGACAUCCUCAACCCACGCUCCUCUGCCAACUGGGCAAUAUUCGCAUAUGAUGGAGUCACCAACAAGCUCAAACUGGCUGACUCAGGAGCGGGUGGUGUGGCAGAGCUGGCAGAGAAGUUUCACAUCUCCAAGCCUCAAUACGGACUGUGCAAAGUGGGAAGCGUGGAGACAGGAGGCCCCCGGAUUGCCAUGAUCAGCUGGGUCGGCCAAAAUGUGGAUGACUUCCGGAGGACAGAAUGUGCCACCCACAUUCCAGCCAUCAAAAACUUCUUCAAGGAAGCACAUGUAUUCGUUGGUGCAGAGAAAGUGGAGGAUGUGACGGAGGAGAAGAUACUAGCAGAGCUCAGCAAGGCCCAGGCCCAGCCUCCUACACAGUGGGUGAGAAGGAGCUCCAGGUCUGCGGACAAGGAGGAACUAGUGGGUACAAACUACAGAAAAACUAAUGCUGCCAUGGAGAUGAGACGGAUAAACAGAGACUCCUUCUGGGCACGAGCAGAGCGUGAAGAGGAAGAGAGGAAAGACGAGGAGAAGAGGCGAGCAGCGGAGGAGAGACGGCGCCUUGAAAGAGAGAGAGUUUCAAAGGAGCGGAGGGAUGCAGAUGAGAGAGACAGAAAGAUGAAUGAGAAGCUACAGAUGAUUGAGGAGCAGAGAAGAAAACAGGCAGAGCAAGAAGAAGAACUGCGCAGGAAGGAGAAACACAAAUGGGAGCAGCAGCAGAGGGAGCACAUGGACGAUAUGAGGGCUCGUCUUAGAAGGAGCGAGUCCAUAGAGAAAGCAGCAGAGGCGGCAGAGUUAGUGUCACAGCGCUCCAUGAACCCGAGGGAGUUCUUCAGGCAGCUGUCAUCAUCAUCAUCACAAAGUCCCACCAGCCCUGGAUCCUCCCGCACCGGCAAACCCUUCAGACGAUACCAGCGCAGCCUGACAGACACGGCCUUCAUCUUCUCUAAAGCAGAAGGGAGCACGUCGACCUCCCCUUACAGUUCACCCCUGGUCUCCCCCUUCGCCCGGGCUCCUCCCUCCCCCAUCUACCGUGCCACGUCUCCCCCCAUGAGCCCCGAUUUCCGCCCUGUCACCUCUCCAGAAAGGCCCAGAGCCCCCAUGUCGCCGCCCACAUCACCUCUUCGCCCCGCCCCUCCAGUCUCAGCGCUGCCCAGCGUUCCACAAACUAACAGCCAAGUUCAGGCUGCUGUUGAGCCCAAACCCCCGUCACCCACGGAACCUUCUGCACCCCCGGCCUCCCCUACUCUCUUGGCUUCCUUGUCCCCCGUUUUAGUAAAGAACAACCCCUCUCAGUCACAUCCAGAGGCCCUGUCUGCCUCGCCCCAAAAUACCCCGACCGAGCCAGAGCACUCAACUUUCUGCUUCGAGUCUCCACAGGCUCCGACAGCUCCUCUUCCAGAGAGACCAUGGCCAAACACAGACCUCAACACAGCCAGUCUUGUGCACACUGAGCUGGUCUCAAACACUGGCUACAUAGCACGGGCUGUACUGGUGGAGGAGGAUGAGGAAGAGGAUGAGGAGGAGCACAAGGAAGAUGAGGCUGAAACACAACCACAGCCUUGUGCUGUUAGCACAGAACCAGUCCAGACUGAGGCAGAGGAGCGGGAGCAAGAGGAGGAGGAAAAGGAGGAGGUGAAGGAAGAGGACAAGGAGGAAGAGGAGGAGGAAUUAAAACAGGAAGCUGAAUGUGAGGUGGUGCAGGAGGAGGAGGAGGAGGAGGAGGAGGCAAAGGAAGAUGGAGAGGAGAAUGACCAAUCAGAAGACAGUCAGACCCCCUCUGACCCUGCUGAGCUUUCAAAGAAAGAUGAAGAGUCAGCCAUCACUGAUGCCGAACCCAUUUGUCAAGUAAUCAAACACGAGACUGUCGUCCCGUCAACCAAUGGGAUCCCAAAUGGAGAGGACACACAGGAACAGAAUGGCAUAGAGCGAUCUUUGAGUCCAUCCGACACAGAACUGAGCUCACCGGAGCUGGCUGUGUGCUACGAACUCCACAGCACAGUAGAGGAGGAUGACAUCGUAGAGGAUGAGGAACAGAUGAUCUCAGAAAAUGGACAAGAGGUUUUAGCCGAGCGACAAAUGUGCGUCCGAGCUCUGUAUGACUACCAAGCAGAGGACGAAUCGGAGAUCUCCUUUGAACCCGGUGACAUCAUCAAGGAUGUGGAAACGGUGGACAAAGCCUGGUGGAGGGGAUGGAGCAAAGAUGGCCGUCAAGGCUUGUUCCCUGCCAAUUAUGUGGAGACCAUAUAGGCAGGCGGAGACACACCAGCACACACACAUACAUAUACACACACACACUCAGGGACACCAUCUCCCCUCACAUUUGUGCAUGUUUUUACCUUAAUCCUCCCACUGAAACUUUGUACUCUCUAUUUUGUAGGAAGGAUAAAGAAAAAAAAUGUGACUCCCUGUUUUGUAGAAAGCAUAAAGAAAAAGCAUGACUCUUUAUUUUGAUGUUUUUUUCGAGCAAAACAAAAUAUUCUCACAAGUAUGCAGAAAUUACCCAGCCUCAUUUUCUUGGAUAAAACAGCGGAGACCUUUUUCUUGGACCAAAAUAACUUAUUUCCUUUUGAGAUACUGCAAGAAUGUUGGUGGGAGGGAUCAGAUCACGAUGACAAAAGGAUCACAAACUUUGCUUUUCUUGUGAGAAACACAAACAGAUUUUUUUUCUAGUGUAUCGUCGUCUUUUUGAUCCACACAUAUAACAAGCAUUCCAUUCUGCUCACCGUUUGCUUUGUGUGUUACAUUUGCUAAAAAAAUUAUUUCCUGCUCUUGACUGGUAUAUAUAAUCAAGAUACAUGUAUCAGACAUCAUCUUAUAAUCACCUCCCUGUGUUUCCUGAGUUAUUUUCUAGCACUGUUUUGUUACUGACAGUCUCACUGCACAUUUUAAUUAGCAACAUAACAAAAGAUAAACAAGCAGAGGAAAAAAAAAGCACUGUGUUGACACCUGUAUUUCUCACUCUUGAACAUGGGUUCUAUUUUGUUCAUAUGGCGAUGUCCUUCCAUACAUGUUGUGAUUACGUCUUAAUUUUUCAGAGAUUUUUAAGAAAUUAAAACAUUCUGUCGACACACAGAUGAUAUGAAAAAAAAUCGUACUUUAAUCUUCUGUAAUAUCUUAAUAAUCUACACUGUAUAUAAGAAUGUAUAAAACACUUCAAAGAUCUUCUCUUUUUCUAUACUGGGCUUGGAUGUUUGUCUGUUGUAUGCUUGUUUGAUGGUAUGUAUGUUCUUUGUAUUUACUCCAAACUUACAAAUAUAUAGCAGCUACAAACCCAAA
This is a messenger RNA of Sebastes umbrosus (honeycomb rockfish), 3952 nucleotides long. Its product is annotated as drebrin-like protein. Gene Ontology annotation, biological process: positive regulation of dendritic spine morphogenesis; neuron projection morphogenesis; regulation of actin filament polymerization. Bases 617 to 2923 code for a protein of 768 amino acids. Gene Ontology annotation, molecular function: actin filament binding. The record is from RefSeq and is a predicted model, not a curated record. Gene Ontology annotation, cellular component: cortical actin cytoskeleton; site of polarized growth; actin filament. Lineage: Eukaryota; Metazoa; Chordata; Actinopteri; Perciformes; Sebastidae. The transcript is spliced from 18 exons.